Paecilomyces variotii is the source of this 1295-nucleotide messenger RNA. RefSeq lists its product as hypothetical. The transcript is spliced from 5 exons. The coding region runs from base 422 to 1057 and encodes 211 amino acids. The record is from RefSeq and is a predicted model, not a curated record. NCBI's taxonomy places the organism in Eukaryota, Fungi, Ascomycota, Eurotiomycetes, Eurotiales, Thermoascaceae.
CAACUGCUCCUUUUCUUUUUCUGGAACUCAACCUCAAUCUCAUCUUUCUCCAUUUCACUCCAAUCCAUCAUCUCUUGACUCCACGUUUUGUCUCGUCGAGCAACAGUGUCUAUCGCAGAUAAACUUCCUUCUGGGGUCUGAUAAUCUUGCCUUUCCUCGUGUCUAACAUCACUUCUCACCCUUACUAGAGCCUCUUCUUUGCUUCUAUCGAGCUCACUUGUCCAUUUCUGACGACCUCAUUGUUCUCUUGUCUGACAUAGAUCUCCGUCUUUUUUAAGCCCGCUUCGCUCUCGAAAGACUUCACCAUGUCUCAGAUUGCCCGUCGGGUGCUCAAUAGAGCCAGAGCGAUGCUGCAUUCUCUGAAGGAGAGGCUUACGGAGGAGCCGAAUCUAGCAACUUAAGAUUGCCAGACGUAACGGACAUGUUUGGUCUGUCGCUAGACAAGCGGUUGGAGAUGUGGAAGUUGGACAAACGGGAUAUCAUCGCAGUGCCGGAAGUUGUUCUUUCCUGUAUUGAGGAGAUAGAGCGAGUGACGGGAAGAGCUCCAGUUCGCGGGCGGUCCAACAUCAUGUUACAAGCGUGCGUCAGAGGAGAACAGCAACGUAUUGCUGCUAUCGAUACAAACAGACCGAAAAAGCCUAUCACCCUCACCGCUAACACGCAGCUUGAGCUCCCAAUUAUGUACAAAGGCCAACCCGUCCUUCUGAGUGGAAAGUCAGAUUAUAGCAUAUGGCACGGUGACCGUGUAAUGUCUACCAGCCUGGUAAUCUGCGAAGUGAAAGAUAAUAGCUUCGCCGAAUGCCUGGCGUAUAUGGCUAUGGUACGCAAGAUCCGGAGACAAGAGUGCAGAAUAAACACUAAGAUUUACGGUUGUGUCACUGAUGGCCAGGAGUUCACUUUUUUAUACAUCGAUGAGAAUGACAAGUACUCUGUCUGGCGAAGCCAAUGCUGGGAUAUGCAUCUAGCGAAAGAUGAGAUAUGGACGCACUUAGUCCGUAUCACAAGAUUCGCCAGUGCACUUUCUGAGUACUUCGGUGAAGACAGUUAUGCCAUUUGAAUAUACCUUAUCGCACCCCUAGAGUAAGAGUAAAAUGCUGUUUUAUAUUAUCCCCGAUUAAAGCUAGAUCAAACUUAGAAGGAUCUGGGUUCAACUGCAGAGGGUUUUUUAGCAUCAUUUUAGUUGUGAGUUAAAAUGCAAUCAGGAUCCCUCCAGUAUAAGCAUUCUCAUAAGAAAGGCAAGUAAAUGAUUCUCGGUGGAUGCAGAAUAGUGGCCCAAAACAUAUGACAGAGCUUUA